This is a messenger RNA of Dictyostelium discoideum AX4, 1776 nucleotides long. RefSeq lists its product as hypothetical. The record is from RefSeq and is a predicted model, not a curated record. The transcript has 2 exons. NCBI's taxonomy places the organism in Eukaryota, Evosea, Eumycetozoa, Dictyosteliales, Dictyosteliaceae. Bases 1 to 1776 code for a protein of 591 amino acids.
AUGUCAAUUUCAGUGGAUAUCUUAGCACCUGCACUAAGAUUUCCAACCAAUUUAAGUAGGUCAGAAAUCAUAAAUUGUACAUCAAUAUCAUUAGGUUUACCAGAAGACCAAUUAGAAUUUAAACUACUUGAUGAAAAACCUGACCAUUUAGUUUGUUUAAUUAAAGAUUCAAGAUUUUCAUUAAAUUUUAUAGAAUCAUUAUAUGAAGAAAAUGUAGCAUUACAAUUUAGAUCAGAGAAAGCAUCAGAAGCAUUAUUAGCAAUACAAGAUACAUAUUUACAAAUUUCAAAACAAUUACAAGAGAAACAAAAAAUCAUUGAACAACAAAUUCAAUCGAUUUCAAUAUUAUCACAAAAAGAGAAACAAUUAACAUUGGAAAGUACUCAAUGGAAAAAUAAAUAUGAAGAAGAACUAUAUAAAAGAAAAAAAAGUGAAAAAAUUUUAGAAAGAAUUAAAAAACCUAAAGUUGAUCCAAUAAUACAAUCUCCAAGAUUUCAAUCACAACCAAUAACACCAUCAUCAUCACCAUCACCUUCACCAUCACCAUCACCACAAAAUAAUAAUAAUAAUAAUAAUAAUAAUAAUAAUAAUAAUAAUAAUAAUAAUAAUAAUAAUAAUAAUAAUAAUAAUAAUAAUAAUAAUAAUAAUAAUAAUAAUAAUAAUAAUAAUAAUAAUAACAUUGAUAAUCAAGCAUAUUAUCAUUAUCAUCAUAUUAAUAAUAGUUGUUAUCAUGAUGCCAAUGGGUACGAUUAUAAUUGUAAUUUCAUGACAAAUUUAGAGACUUGUGACGAUGUUAGUUUCCAUAAUGGCAAUAAUAAUAAUAAUGGUUUUCAAAAUAACUAUAAUAAUAAUAAUGAUAAUUAUCAUUAUGUAAAUAAUGAAUAUAUAAGUAGUUGUAAUAGUAUUAAUAUUACAGUGUCUAAUAAUGAUGAAGAGAUUAUUAGUGGUGACAAUAAUAAUAAUAAUAAUAAUAUUAAUAAUAAUAAUAUUGCGGUAUCUAAAACUGAUGAAGAGGUUAUUAUCAACAAUGAUAAAAAUAAUAAUAAUGUUCAAUCAUUUGAUGAUGAGGUUGGUAGUAAUGCAAGUAUUACUCCAGGUAACCUUUGUUUUAAUAGUGUGAAGGUCACUGAGAUUGAAUCUAAACAAUUAUCUUCAAACUCAUCUUCAUCUUCUUUAAUUUCAAGUCCUCCAAUUUUAUCCUCUGCCCAAUUAAAUGUCAAUAAUAAUAAUAAUAAUAAUAAUAAUAAUAAUAAUAAUAAUAAUAAUAAUAAUAAUAAUAAUAAUAAUAAUAAUAAUAAUAAUAAUAAUAAUAAUAAUAAUAAUAAUAAUAAUAAUAAUAAUAAUAAUAAUAAUAAUAAUAAUAAUAAUAAUAAUAAUAAUAAUAAUAAUAAUAAUAAAAAUAAUAAUAAUAAUAAUAAAAAUAAUAAUAGUAAUAAUGAAAAUAAUAAUAAUGAAAAUAAUAAUGAAAAUAAACCAACAAUGACAAGAUCAGCAUCAACAUCAUUUACAAUUCCAAGUAAAACAACAAAUACACCAAAUAAUAUAUCAGUACCAUCAUUAACAUUAACAAAUUCAAAUAUUUCAUCCUCUUUGAAAAAAGGAAACCUUUUUUCACCAAAACGAACCGAAUCACCCAAUUGUAUAUUAUUUUGUAAAGAUUGUAUUUGUAGUGAAUUUAAAGCUUCACCUUCAAUGGAAUGGAUGUGCACUUGUGGUCAUUUAGGUGUAAAACAUCAAAAUAGUGGUGAUAAAACUAGACGUUUGACAUUAGGUUAA